GAGAGGAAGGGAAGGAGAAACAGAAAGGGAGGAGUGGUUGUUUGCUGUGUAGGAAGCCGAGGGCAAUAUUCUCGGUGGCGCCGUGCAUGGCUCUCGGGAAAGGGCGGCUCUUGGACGGACAAAGACCACCAGCGCGGGGGGGGCGUUUUUCUUGAUUGUGUUGUACGGCUUUAUGGCGGAUGCCGCGGCUAUGAGCGGCGGUGAGAAAACGCCAGAGCCGCCUCAACGGGCGGGGAGCAGUAGCGGCCUCUCCGUUGGAGAGAACAGAGCUGCAGCAGCUGAAGCGGACGAUUCCACACAAAAUGGCGGCCGCCCUGAGAGAAGCCGAAGCGAUGAGGAGCCGCUGCUAGGGGCCGCCGCUGCCGUAGAGGACAGGGGAUCCCCGCGCAAUGGCCACCGCAAGAGUAGCGUUUCCGCGGCCCAGGAUCAGGCACAGCCACCGCAGCUUAGCGAUGGGCUGGGGGCGUCGCUCCCCAAAGCCUCUGAAGACCUGCCUCUUAAGAAAAACUUUCAGAUUCCCAGGAAGAGCCGAGAAAAGAAAGCUCUUUUUCAGCCGUUAAUGAAAGAAUCUCGUGAAUUUGAAGAUGUGGUGAACAUUUUGCAUUCGUCAUAUUUAGAAAUCCAUUCAAAGGACAACUUCACCUAUAAAAAAGCCAGCUUGGUUCAUAGUGAACUAUUGGAAAAGGAGUUCAUAGAGAGACGACGAGAAUUAAAACGAGAUGGCCGAUCAGAAAAAGAGCUAGUUGAAACGUAUGCAUUUCUGAAGGUUGACCGUGCUCUGGUGCAAAAUAUAUGUGAAAAUGGCUUGCAGGUGGGCCAUUCCAAGAUAACAGCCCUUGGCAGCCCUUCUAUGGGUGUAUAUCUAUCUAAGUAUGCUGAUUUGUUGCAAGCUAAUCCUCUGGAGGCUAGAGCAACUGGUGAUAUUAUUAUUUUUAAAGUAAUAAAGGGAAAAAUGAAAACUAUAUAUGAUAACCUGGGAGCAAUGGACUCAACUGUUAAAAGUGCAUUAGAUCCUACGCCAAAGCAUGAAUGCCAUGUUUCAAAGAAUGCAAACAGAAUUACUUCUGUCUUAACUUAUAGAGCAUAUGAGCGCACACAGUAUUAUUUCUAUGAAUACGGCUUUGACGAGAUCAGACCAAGACCAAGACAUGUAUGCCCAUUCGCUGUUGUAUCAUUUUCUUACAAGGAUGAAAAGGUACAGAAGUAUUUGCCUCAAGCAAGAUCAAAAAUUUCUAAUAUGGAAAAGAGCACUGAUAAGACAAGUUAUACGUUAUGGAAAGGGCAGCUUUUAAACAGAGGGACACUUGUAUGUCAUGCUGCUUUGAAAUCGGAAAUGUGUCCUUCGCUUCCCUGUAAACUACCUGAAAAACUUGAUUUUGAGAUGGUUAUGAGCGUUGAACAUUUGACGAAGUUCUCAUCACGUGUAUUGAAUAAAGAAUUGUAUUCAGGAGAAAGGGAAGAAUUCAGGAAUGGAAUGUAUUGUAGUCUGUAUGAAAUUGUGGAAAAGACUAGAUCGGGAAGUAAUUUGGAAGGUUUACUUCAAAAGCUAGAGACAGACAAACUAGUUAUUAUAAAACCACUUGUAGAUGGAGGAUAUCUCUUACUGCUUUCUCCUCAUCAAAUGGCUUCCCCAUAUGACAACCGGACAGGAAGGCCUCGCACUUUGCAAGCAUUGUUUCUGUUUCGGAAUCCUAGAGGUGUAGUGACUUCAGCACACAAAAAUGAACAGAAAAACGAAAGUACACCUUUAUUACAAGAAACCUAUGUGGUUAUGCCAGAACUUACAAGGUUUAUUCAGUCGCUGCAUUAUGCUUACGUUCAGUUUCGUAAAGAUCCUAAACCUGACUUAAAUAAUGUGAUGGAAAAACAUAUAAAUCACUAUCUGAAACAAUAUAGUAAAUAUAAAGAGUUUAUUUUAUAUAAGUAUAAAGACUCCUUGGAUGAGAAGAGGUUCCUGUAUCCUGCCCCCAAAAAUAAAUCCCACCUUGAGAGCUCCUUGCGCACCUAUAUUUUUGGUUCUGAAAACUACCAGAUUCCUGUUUCUAAAGCCAAAAAAAUAAUGGAUGGGAGUCGAAAAUCUCAGCAGUUCAGUCCUAUUUCAGAUUAUGAAGCUCCAGAAGAAGAACCUGAUUUUAUAAAGAGAAAAAGUGGCAAAAGAAAUGGUUCUAAAUGUGAAACAGUAGUUGCCAAGAGAAAGCCAACUCACCCUGGAGAUUAUGAUCAAGAAAGUAUCGUAAAACUGAUUAACUUAAUUCAUUGUAAAAAGAAAAAUGUAGAUAGAGAAUCUGAAACAGAGGACAAUGGAAACGAAAACAGACUGAAACGAAAGCUGGAAUGUAAGUGUGAGAGCCCACAGAAACAUUUAAAAGUUAACAAUUCUUCAGAAAACACUUGUCAGUAUGAAGGUGACACAGCACCAGAAUCCCUUCUUUCAGUGAUAGCUGAUCUUGGUGGACGUGACACUGAUUUGAGACAGCAAAAUGUUUCUGAAACUCCUGUUAAUGUCUUGAAGCUACUUGCACAAGUGUUAGCUAAUCCAGAUUUGCCAUUUGCAGGAUUGGUUAAACAAGUUUUAGCAGAAAACUAUUCAAGGCAAACUCCUGAGUACAACCCUUUUCCGGUCAAGGAAGAACCUGAGGAAGAUCCUGAGCUUCCUAACACCAUACAUGUUGAAAAUACACAAUUCAAGGAUCCUCAAAACCCAGUCAAACUGGAAACCAAUGCACCAUGCUUGCCUUAUUCCAUUGAUGUCUCUAAUAGUGAAGCAGACACUGAUCAUAUGCUACAUUUAAAAGAAACAAGCACAGGAAGUGUAAGUAGCUUUGACGGCUGCAGCAGCCCAUGUCCCAGCACACCCAUUGAACAGAACUAUCAUAGGCAGCAUUCCAACUCAAAUAAUGUUGAAGGCACUGAAAUACACUGGAAACUGAUUCCCAUCACAGGAGGGGCAGGAAGAGUUCCUGAGGAGCAACUGAGAAAACAUGGAGAUAACAAAACAGGUUUGAAAUCUCCAGAUGAGGCAUUGGCUUAUUCACCUCCAAAGGAUGCUUUUGAAAAUGACCCCCGGGUAAUAAACAGGCAAAGAAGUUCUGAUUAUCAGUGUGCAUACUCUGCAUUUUCAGAUGUACAAAAGGGAAAGAUAGAAGAUGGAGUGUAUGCAGGUCAAGAGGAGAAAUGUGAAGAUGAGAGUGAACUUGAGAGAAAUCACUGUGUAGCAAGUGAACACUCUAUAAGUAGAAUAAUCGAAACAGUAAUAGUGGAAGAAUACAAUCUCUUUAUCAAUAACAUCCAGGAUAUUUUACAGCAGAAGAAUAUUACAUAUGUCGGUGGAAUAUCCAAACCUGUCCUUUCCGCACAGGAAAGUCUGAGGAAACUUUCUGAAUAUAUAUGUUUACAGGCAUCGGAUAUUGCUAUCCAGGAAUAUGUAGAGAGACUGAGUGAAAAGCUAAACAAUGUUGCUUUGACAUCUUCAUAUGGUAUCCAGAGUGUGUCGGUUCCUUCCAGUCCUGGGCUACCAGAUGAUUCAGUUACUGACACUGGAUUGAAUCUGUCCUCAGAAGAGCUUGUACCUCUUCCAAGUGACUUCGACGUGGGACAGUGUUCAGAGCUACCAUGUAAUAGUGAAGAUGGAGAUUCAAAUGUUAAUGAGCAGCAUCAGUUGCUGAAUUUGGACACAGGAAAAGAACAGAGCCCAAUGAACACCAACACAGAGGUGAAGUUGCCAGCUGAUCUAAACAUCUCUACUGCCAACACCUUACAACAAACAGAUAAGACCCCAAAGCUUGUAGAUAAUUCAAACUUUACAGCCCAGCCUGCCCUGGCCGGUUUAAUAAGCCAAUUAAAACCUGAAGUGUUUGACAGCUUUGUCAAAAUUAUUAAAGAUGUCCAAAAAAACAUUGUGAAAUUCUACAUUCACGAAGAGCAAGAGAGCACACUUUGCAAAGAAAUAAAGGAAUACCUUACUAAUCUAGGUAAUACAGAGUGCCACCCUGAGCAUUUCUUAAGAAGAAGGGCUGACUUGGAUAAGUUGCUUAUAAUUAUUCAAAAUGAAGAUAUUGCCAAUCUAAUUCAUAAGAUACCAUUUUUAGUCGCUUUGAAGCGGCUGUCAUGUGUCAAUUUUGCUGGUGUUGACAGUUUGGAUGAUGUGAAAAAUCAUACUUACAAUGAAUUAUUUGUUUCUGGUGGCUUCAUUGUCUCUGAUGAAUCUGUCCUCAAUCCAGAGUUGGUCACAGUUGACAAACUUAAGAGUUUUCUGAAGUUUCUUGAAGAGUUGAGUACUCCAGAUGGAAAGUGGCAGUGGAAAGUUCACUGUAAAAUACAGAAAAAAUUGAAGGAACUUGGGAGAACAAAUACAAAUGCCACAAGCUUGCUGACACUUCUGAAUGCUUACCAAAAGAAACACAUGGUUGAGAUUCUGUCGUACCAUAGCUGUGAUUCUCAAACUCGAAAUCCUCCAGAAUUAGAUUGUCUCAUUAGACUUCAAGCUCAGAAUAUACAACAAAGACACAUUGUCUUCUUGACAGAAAAGAAUGUGUUAACAUUUGGAACUUACACUGAUAAUGGAAUUGUGGUUACUACAGUGGAUUACUUCAUGCACAACUUUAAAAGUCUUGUUGGUUACCAUAAUUCAAUUACUGAAGACAAUUGCCUUUCUGCCCCCAUUGAUCAUGAAAGACAAUCAGUUCUUGUAGAAAAUGAUGAAAAGGAUGAGGAGGACAUGUCUUUGGAUUCAGGGGAUGAAACAUCACAAAUAGAAGUUUGCAAUGAUGCCUCAAAGUAUGAUUCCCACUUGGAAGCUUUUCAGACAGAGACCAAAGGAUCACUUGGAACAGACUCUAAGCAAAACUCUCAAACUGAUGCACUAUUGUCUACUGAACGACGACACUGCCUUCUGAAAGAAAAUGCUUCUAAAAUUGACAUGCAGAAUAUUCAGCCAGUUACUCCUGUUUCUACAACAUGCUCUACUGAAGGAGAGAGAAUGAAUUCAUUCGAACAAGGUCCUCUCAAUAACUGUCAGAUUUACAAUAGACAGUUAAGUGUGUCGCAUCAGUUCAGUCAUUUUAAUGUUCUCACUCAUGAGACAUUUUUGGGAACAACGUACCCGAUGUCUACAAGUCAGAACCAAGAAGGUGGGAACUACUUUCUGUCAGCCUACAGCCAGAACAUGGAUAUGGACCAGUCUUCAUCUCCCAGUAAUUGGGAUGGCAGUUGUGAAUCUUCCAGGGCGUUUUCCAAGCAGAAUUAAGCAAAGCUGAAAUGUUCUUUUUCUAAUUUGUUGUGGACUUUUCUGUUUAAAAAAAGUGAAUUAACUGUUUUUAUUCUCCGAUCUAAACAUUUCCUGUCUCUUAUCUCAGAUGUUUUCCUGUCUUAUUUAAAUCAUGAAUGGUCUGUACCAGGUGAAGCACCUGAAGUUUGAAAUAAAUAUAUAUAUUUUUUAACAUUUAUUGUACUUGAAUGAACUUGUUUGGCACUUUUAAGUUUUUACAUUUUGUAGUUCAUGUGUAAUUGAGACUUCCAACUUGAAGUCUGUCUCACUGUAAACUGAAUGUUUGCCAGAAGCAUAUGUGGAAGGCGAAGGCUUCAUUUUUAAAGCAAAGUGUAACAGGAUAUUCAAACCAUUUUUCCUUUAUCAAAGCUGUUCUGUACGUAUGUGAAAGUUUUGUACAAAAUCUUUAUAUAGCUAUAAAGGCAGUUUUAGUUACUUUAACAAAUAUUCUGGAUUUUUGGCUACAUACCUCAGUUAGAACAAACGAUGGGUGCAGUUCAUUUUGAAAAUAAAAUCAUCCAGAUGGGA
Messenger RNA from Elgaria multicarinata webbii, 5794 nucleotides. It is a transcript of the gene TASOR, whose product is annotated as transcription activation suppressor. The transcript is spliced from 24 exons. The record is from RefSeq and is a predicted model, not a curated record. Bases 173 to 5245 code for a protein of 1690 amino acids. Gene Ontology annotation, cellular component: heterochromatin; nucleoplasm. Gene Ontology annotation, biological process: negative regulation of gene expression, epigenetic; protein localization to heterochromatin. Gene Ontology annotation, molecular function: chromatin binding. NCBI's taxonomy places the organism in Eukaryota, Metazoa, Chordata, Lepidosauria, Squamata, Anguidae.